GUGCUUCUUCUGCCUGAUUUUAGCCAAAGGAUGCUCCGCCCUGCCUUGAUUUCUAUGGAGACCACCGAGCUGGUGCGGCUUCUAUGGACACUUCUUCUUGCUUCUUCUCUACCCCUCAAGGUCUUCACCUCCACCUGCAGCUUGGCGUUAACCCUGGGUCCAGGGCGCCUGUGAUGAACGUGAGGAGAGAUCCUGAAGACCCUCGCUCCUCUGCUGAGCAGCGAUGGCCAGGCACCUUCCGCACCCAGUCCUAACGUGGGUCCGACCAUCACCGGAAGGCAAGUGCUAAGACUAACAGCUGAUUUGCAUUUUAUUUAAAUUUGAUGGACUGAAUUUUGGACAGUUUCCAUGGCAGAAAAAUAUAUUUCAUUUUCUGGACACAACGGCUGGCAGUCAGAUACUUGCUGCCUUCGUACCGUGUGGCCAGAUCACUGACCUCACCCCAGAGGCGUUUCCACAGUGGAACAUCUGCCCCCAGGCAAGGUGUGUGGGAGAUCCGGCCUCUGAUUUAGGCUCAGAAGUGCCAGGCUGUUUCUCUAGACCUGUGAAGGUCUGGAGAGCAGUGUUGAGUCCCCAGGCCGAGAGCAUGGGGUGUGCUGAUUUAAAAACAGAAAAUGCAAAGUUGGACUGAAAAUAUCCUUAGUCUUCCAAGCAAUCUGCUUAAGGGUUCCAAACUUACCUUCUUUUGGUGAGCAAAGAGGCUGCCCUAUUUUCCCCCCUUUCUUUCUUUCUUGUUUUCUUCUUCUUGUACAACUGGAACCAGCCAUUUCCCAAAGCCACCACCAUGGAGGUCGCAAUGGUGAGUGCGGAGAGCUCAGGGUGCAACAGUCACAUGCCUUAUGGGUACGCGGCCCAGGCCCGGGCCCGGGAACGCGAGAGGCUGGCCCACUCCAGGGCCGCUGCGGCUGCGGCUGUCGCAGCAGCCACUGCUGCUGUGGAAGGCAGUGGAGGAUCUGGGGGGUCCCACCACCACCACCAGACCCGGGGCGCCUGCACCUCCCAUGAGCCUCAGGGCGGCCGUGGUAGUCGAAGGAGGAAGCGACAGCGGCCCGAGAAGAAGAAAGUCCACCACCGGCAGGGCAGCUUCCCUCACUGCUCUGAUCUGAUGCCCAGUGGCUCUGAGGAGAAGAUCCUGAGGGAGUUGAGUGAGGAGGAGGACGAGGAGGAAGAAGAGGAGGAAGAGGAGGAGGAGGGGAGGUUCUACUACAGCGAGGAGGACCAUGGCGACGAGUGUUCCUACACGGACCUGCUGCCCCAGGAGGAUGGUGGUGGUGGCGGCUACAGCUCGGUCCGCUAUAGUGACUGCUGUGAGCGUGUGGUCAUCAACGUGUCCGGCCUGCGCUUCGAGACCCAGAUGAAAACCUUGGCCCAGUUUCCAGAGACUCUGCUGGGGGACCCUGAGAAGAGGACUCAGUACUUUGACCCUUUGCGCAACGAGUAUUUUUUUGACAGGAACAGGCCCAGCUUUGAUGCCAUCUUGUAUUAUUACCAGUCGGGAGGGCGCCUGAAGAGGCCAGUCAAUGUGCCCUUCGACAUCUUCACUGAGGAGGUGAAGUUCUACCAGCUGGGCGAGGAGGCCCUACUCAAGUUCCGAGAGGAUGAAGGGUUCGUAAGGGAAGAGGAGGACAGGGCCCUGCCAGAGAAUGAGUUCAAAAAGCAGGUCUGGCUCCUCUUCGAGUAUCCGGAGAGCUCCAGUCCCGCCAGGGGCAUCGCCAUUGUGUCAGUCCUGGUCAUUUUGAUCUCCAUCGUCAUCUUUUGCCUGGAGACCUUGCCCGAGUUCAGGGACGACAGGGACCUGGUCAUGGCGCUGAGUGCCGGUGGGCACAGCGGGUCCAUGAAUGACACCUCGGUGCCCCGCCUGGAGAACUCGGGGCACACAAUCUUCAACGAUCCCUUCUUCAUUGUGGAGACCGUGUGCAUUGUGUGGUUUUCCUUUGAGUUUGUGGUCCGCUGCUUUGCCUGUCCCAGCCAAGCCCUCUUCUUCAAAAACAUCAUGAACAUCAUUGACAUCGUCUCCAUCUUGCCUUACUUCAUCACCCUGGGCACGGAUCUGGCCCAGCAGCAGGAGGGCAGCAACGGGCAGCAGCAGCAGGCCAUGUCCUUUGCCAUCCUCAGGAUCAUCCGUCUGGUCCGCGUGUUCCGUAUCUUCAAGCUCUCCAGACACUCCAAAGGCUUGCAGAUCCUGGGCCACACACUCCGAGCCAGCAUGCGCGAGCUGGGCCUUCUCAUCUUCUUCCUCUUCAUCGGGGUCAUCCUCUUCUCCAGUGCUGUGUAUUUCGCAGAGGCGGAUGAGCCCACCACCCAUUUCCAAAGCAUCCCCGAUGCGUUCUGGUGGGCUGUGGUCACCAUGACAACUGUGGGCUAUGGGGACAUGAAGCCCAUCACGGUGGGGGGCAAGAUCGUGGGGUCCCUGUGUGCCAUUGCGGGUGUCCUAACCAUUGCUUUGCCAGUGCCAGUGAUCGUCUCUAACUUCAACUAUUUCUACCACAGAGAGACUGAAAAUGAGGAACAGACGCAGCUGACACAGAAUGCAGUCAGCUGCCCGUACCUCCCUUCCAAUUUGCUCAAGAAGUUUCGAAGCUCCACCUCUUCCUCCCUGGGGGACAAGUCUGAGUAUCUGGAGAUGGAGGAAGGGGUGAAGGAGUCCCUGUGUGGGAAGGACGAGCAGUGUCAGGGGAGGGGCGAAGACAGCGAGGCAGAUAAGAACAACUGUUCCAACGCAAAGGCUGUGGAGACCGAUGUGUGAAUGGCUCUCUCCACCAGCCACGGCCCCCUGGCAUCUCCAAAUAUAUUUAUGCAUAGACAGUGCAGUUAUGAAAAUGAAAUAUGCAAAUGAGUCCAAUGCAUACGGUAGUAGCCAUGGAAUGGUAAUACGUGGCAUAAUUGUUACUAAACUUGUAUCACAUGUCAAAUAAAUGAAACAUCUUGGAGAAGAGGGAGGCUUAAAUAGGAGCAAAUCUAUCUUUAUAUUUUUUAUUAGAAUGCAAGAAUUUUGCACAUGAACUGAAAGAGAUGUUAAUAGUAAAGCUGGUUCCACGGAGAGAGAGAAAGUUGUGUGUGUGUGUGAGGGUGUGUGCCUAUGUGUGUAUGUGUAAGUAAAUUGUCAACGUUGUUGGUAGUCGUGCAGUGACAAGGCCAGUUGGCAUUUUGAAGUAUUUACUAUGUAAGAACUAAUGAAUCUGAGCAGUCGUGUACCAGUGCUUUAAUAGCAUCUCCAGUGUCUUUGGAUUCUGUAGUUGUUUUUUAAAAAUUGUAAGAGUUAUUGUGUACAAAAAAGAGAAAGUAAAUUAUUUAACAGAAUAUAGGUCACAAUUUUAUCUUGGAUUUAAUUAAAGUUUAUUUUUGACUGGAAAUUAACUUUUAAAAAGGCUGCAGGGGCCUUCAGAAAUUGAUUAUAUUUUAUUAUUAAUUUUGGGAAGCGAUGACAACAAAUGCCUAACAUUAUGGAAAAGAUGGAACUGGAGAAAAUGUAACGGGUGUUGUUCCCAGGUAACAGGACUGAAAUUCGUUUCUCUUUGCACUCCUUUAUAUGCUGAAGAUUGAGAGACACUUCAUACUGUGAAUGUUUACUAAUGUAACAGUUCAAUGACAAUCAUUGGAAGAAUAAUUUCUUAGUCUUAUUUCAUUCCUCUCUCCUUUUCUUUGUGUGAGACUGAUGACCACACAAGUAACAGCACACGAUUCUCUCCUAUUUUGAAACCUAACUGAUGCACAAAGGGACUGUGAAGUAAAAUUUAGUAACUGAA
This is a messenger RNA of Chinchilla lanigera (long-tailed chinchilla), 3746 nucleotides long. RefSeq names its product potassium channel, voltage gated shaker related subfamily A, member 4 (gene Kcna4). NCBI's taxonomy places the organism in Eukaryota, Metazoa, Chordata, Mammalia, Rodentia, Chinchillidae. The record is from RefSeq and is a predicted model, not a curated record. Bases 785 to 2746 code for a protein of 653 amino acids. Gene Ontology annotation, molecular function: potassium ion binding; delayed rectifier potassium channel activity; protein binding. Gene Ontology annotation, biological process: potassium ion transmembrane transport; protein homooligomerization. Gene Ontology annotation, cellular component: membrane; voltage-gated potassium channel complex. The transcript has a single exon.